Messenger RNA from Myotis davidii, 1685 nucleotides. RefSeq names its product vacuolar protein sorting 37 homolog A (S. cerevisiae) (gene VPS37A). Gene Ontology annotation, cellular component: ESCRT I complex. The record is from RefSeq and is a predicted model, not a curated record. Bases 167 to 1087 code for a protein of 306 amino acids. Gene Ontology annotation, biological process: protein targeting to membrane; protein targeting to vacuole; ubiquitin-dependent protein catabolic process via the multivesicular body sorting pathway. NCBI's taxonomy places the organism in Eukaryota, Metazoa, Chordata, Mammalia, Chiroptera, Vespertilionidae. The transcript is spliced from 12 exons.
UUUCCUUUUCAGCCGGGUCAGUAUAGCUGAAAUACAGAAAGAUGUGGAAUACAGGUUGCCAUUCAGCGUAAACAACCUGACAAUUAACAUUAAUAUAUUGCUUCCUCCACAAUUUCCUCAGGAAAAACCAGUGAUCAGUGUUUAUCCACCAAUACGACAUCAUUUAAUGGAUAAACAAGGAGUAUAUGUUACCUCUCCAUUAGUAAACAAUUUUACAAUGCACUCAGAUCUUGGAAAAAUUAUUCAGAGUCUAUUGGAUGAGUUUUGGAAGAAUCCUCCAGUUUUAGCUCCUACUUCAACAGCAUUUCCAUACCUAUACAGUAACCCAGGUGGGAUGCCUUCCUAUGCUUCUCAGGGCUUUCCAUUUCUUCCUCCAUUUCCCCCACAAGAAGCUAACAGGACUGUCAGUUCUUUAUCUGUUACUGACACUGUUUCUUCAUCAACAACAAGUUAUACAACAGCCAAACCUGCUGCUCCUUCAUUUGGCAUCCUUUCAAAUCUGCCAUUACCUGUUCCCACAGCAGACACUUCAGUGCAGAUAAGCCAGAAUGGUUUUGGUUACAGGAUGCCAGAUGUCCCUGAUGAAUUUCCCGAACUCUCCGAACUAAGUGUGUCACAACUUACAAAUAUGAAUGAACAAGAGGAGAUAUUACUAGAACAGUUUCUUACUUUGCCUCAACUAAAACAAAUUAUUACUGACAAGGACGACUUAGUAAAAAGUAUUGAGGAGCUUGCAAGGAAAAAUCUGCUUUUGGAGCCCAGCUUGGAAGCCAAAAGACAAACUGUUUUAGAGAAGUAUGAAUUACUGACACAAAUGAAAUCUACUUUUGAAAAGAAGAUGCAAAGACAGCAUGAACUUAGUGAGAGCUGUAGUGCAAGUGCCCUACAGGCAAGAUUAAAAGUAGCUGCACAUGAAGCUGAGGAAGAAUCUGAUAAUGUUGCUGAAGAUUUCUUGGAGGGAAAAACUGAAAUAGAUGAUUUUCUCAGUAACUUCAUGGAAAAGAGAACAAUUUGCCACUGUAGAAGAGCCAAGGAAGAGAAACUUCAGCAGGUGAUAGCAGUGCACAGCCAGUUUCAUGCUUCAUAGAUUUUCCUGAAUACAUGAACUGCUGCAAGAGGAAUGGGACACAUAACUAAGCACAUUUAUAUUUAUGAUUUGCAGAUUGGCACUUCAUCACAGCAGCUGACUUCACAGUAUACUGUAUAGAUUGUAUACAGAACUAAGACUGAUUUUGUACACAUCAGAAUGAUAGCUCUGAUCUUGACUUUGAGAAAUUUUUCUGCGCUAUUUGCACUAAAAAUGUUUAUUUAUUAUUGAUAAAUCCUAUCAUAUUUAAGUUCCACUGCUCCUCUCUUAUUGGUUAUUUCCAUGUAAUUUUGGCUAGUUUCAAUAUUUUAUAAAAUUACUUCAUUUAAAUUUGUAUUUUUAAUUUGAAAUGCCUAGUUUCUUUAUCAAAAAUGGUUGGUUUAGAUUUUUUUCCCCUCUCAGCCUUUUAUGAAAAAUUACUAUUUUCAACAGUAGAAAGACUUAUUUUUCUUCUUUCUUUCUGGAUAAUAAAACUUUCAAAAACAAUUUCUUUUAAAUAUUCCAGGUGUCAGUAAACAUUAAACCUGCCAAUGUGCCAUCUCAAGAAAGUAACUUUUAAUACGUAUAAUAAACCAAAAGAAUAAACCAGCUGUUUAUA